AUGAGAAACAUAAACCAGCACGUACUAAAAUCUAAAGAGAGUUGUGCUAUUUCACAGAAUGAAUUUUCAAAAGAAAUAGCAGAAAUACCUGCUUUGGAAGUUGAGACACCACAAGAGAAAUUUAAAGAAUCUGACGCUGGGGAUGGUACAAAAAGGAAAGAUCAUAUAUUGACAGGUACCAAAUUUUAUCUAUGCGUGUUGUCUCUUAUUUUGUGCCUGUUUUUGAUUGCUCUUGAUCAGAUGAUCACAGCUGCUGUUUUGACAGUGAUAUCAAAUUAUUUCAACGAGUUUGACAAAUUGACUUGGAUUACAUCGGCAUACAUGAUUCCUAUGGGUUGUUGUGCACAGGUUUGGGGACGCCUAUCAAUCAAUUUUGGGCGAAAAUGGACGUUAGUAACUGGAAUCAUAUUCUUUGAAAUCGGGUCACUAAUAUCUGGCGUUGCUAAUUCAAUGAAUAUGCUCAUUUGCGGAAGAGCUAUUCAAGGAAUUGGAGGAUCUUGCAUUCAAACGGUUGUCACUAUUAUCAGCACAGAGAUAACAACUAUCGAUAAAAGACCGAUAAUUAUUGCAGUCAUGGGAUUGACUUUCGUUUUUGCUUCGGCUUUUGGUCCAAUUAUUGGUGGAAUUUUUGGAACAUACUUGUCAUGGAGAUGGUGCUUUUAUCUCAACUUAUGUUGUAGUGCCAUUAUUUUCCCCUUUUUCAUUCUAACUUACAAGCCAAAAAUGCCAACAACUACCAUCAAAGAAAAGUUAAAAACAGUUGAUGUGCUCGAUAACUUUUUAUUGAUGUCAUCUUGCGUUCUUUUACUACUUGGACUUUCACUUGGCCAAACAUCAAAUGACUGGGGAAGUGUCUCCGUAAUCAUCUGCUUUGUUCUUGGAGGUGUCUUGUUUAUUAUAUUCUUGAUCUGGAACUUCAAAUAUUCAAAAUAUCCAGUUAUUCCAGGAAAUAUAUUUUUCAACAAACAAAUAUUCAUCUCCUUUAUGAUCAUUAUGCUGUCUUAUAGCUGCAUUAUGGUGUGCAUACAAUUUUUGAGUGUAUAUUUCGAAAACGUAAUCAAUCACAAUGCGUUUCAUACAGGUCUUUCUUUAAUUCCUCUUGCCGUCACAAUCUCAUUGACAUCAAUAAUCAGUGGCAUACUCAUGAAAGUGUUCAGUCUUAUUAAGAUAUACUCACUUAUAUCCGGAUUCUCACUUCCCAUUGCUGUUGGAUUGUUGAUACUACUCGGCAUAAAGGAAAAUUUAGGGUACACAAUUGGAUUUCAAAUUCUACUUGCCGCUUCAAAUGGGUUAAACUUCCAAGGUCCAUUUAUGAUAGCUAUGCUAUACGCCCCUAAAGAUCCAGGUUCAACGAUUUUGACAACUGCUUUGAUAAACUUUGGACGAAGUAUAGGUACUGCUGUAUUUUCAAAUAUUGGGGAAGAGAUCUAUACUAGUACUCUUCAAAAUUAUCUAGCAAAGAUAACAGGCUCACUUCAAGGGACCGCGUACUCAGUUCAAGCGAUUUUAUUAAGAAGUGACUUAAUUUCCAAAAUGAAUAAGCAUGAUCAUGAUCUAAUAGCCGAGCAGAUGCUUAAAAGUAUUCAUAACGUGUUUUGGAUGGUCUUUGCGAUUUCAAUAAUAUCUUUAAUUUUCACUUUCUUUAUGUCAAAUCGAAAGUUACCAAAGAAGAGCGAGAUUGAAACCUAA
This is a messenger RNA of Brettanomyces bruxellensis, 1689 nucleotides long. RefSeq lists its product as uncharacterized. The transcript has a single exon. Bases 1 to 1689 code for a protein of 562 amino acids. Lineage: Eukaryota; Fungi; Ascomycota; Pichiomycetes; Pichiales; Pichiaceae. Gene Ontology annotation, molecular function: transmembrane transporter activity. The record is from RefSeq and is a predicted model, not a curated record. Gene Ontology annotation, biological process: transmembrane transport.